Molecule: messenger RNA, 486 nt
Organism: Aaosphaeria arxii CBS 175.79
Lineage: Eukaryota; Fungi; Ascomycota; Dothideomycetes; Pleosporales
Exons: 1
Coding region: 115-453 (112 amino acids)
Source: RefSeq, a predicted model, not a curated record
UUCUCAUGCCAUGAUUAUUGAUAUGAUUCCUCUAAUAUCUUGACUCACAACUCCUACCUCCUCUGCCUAAUCACCAUCUACAUACACAGUGUACACAGAGUCAUCACAUUGGGCAUGCCACUACCCAUAAACAAAGCCCACACUACACAUCCCCUUCAGCCUCUCACACCUCAUAUCCUUAUCUCUCAACCCCAGCCCCAAUCUGCAUUCAUCGUACAUCCACCACACCCUCGUCCCACACACCCCGCAUGCACAUCUUUCGUGCAGCAAUCAAUGUUGGAAAGACGUGGCAUGCUAUGCCUAAUCAUACAUUGCCAUAGGUGCGUUUUCUCCACUCACUGUGCGCACCCGUACACCCAUACAUCACUACACGAGGGGGAUGUGUGUGUGCGGACGAUGGUGAAGAGAUUGAGACGGGUAGGGAAGGGCAAGGGUGAGGGUGGUGAUCGGUAAUCCUGUUUUCCCCACACAAGUCUAUAUUCACGC